Colletotrichum chrysophilum is the source of this 585-nucleotide messenger RNA. RefSeq lists its product as uncharacterized. Gene Ontology annotation, biological process: formation of translation preinitiation complex. Gene Ontology annotation, molecular function: RNA binding. The record is from RefSeq and is a predicted model, not a curated record. Lineage: Eukaryota; Fungi; Ascomycota; Sordariomycetes; Glomerellales; Glomerellaceae. The transcript has 2 exons. The coding region runs from base 1 to 585 and encodes 194 amino acids.
AUGUUCAAGAAAGAUAUCACCUCCGCCCCGAAGCAGAAGCUCAAGUCCUCCGUCCAGCGCUCCCUGCGCCAGUCGCUGCUGGGCUCCUACCCGUUGCUGAACCCCUACAUCGACGAGUUGAUGCCCAAGAAGGCCUCUCUCGAGCAGAUGAAGCUGCCCGAGCGCUGCUCCCUCUACGUCUGCGACCAACAGCCCCUCUUCUACCAGCAGGACAACGGCACCCUCAUCCCCCACCUCAAACUCGUCCACCGCUUCCCCAGGGGCUUCCCGACCAUCCGCAUUGACCGCGGCGCUAUCCGCUUCGUGCUCUCUGGCGCCACCCUCAUGGCCCCCGGCCUGACGAGCCCCGGCGGCCGGCUGCCCAAGCCGAGGGACGGCGACGAGGGCGUCGACGAGGAGGGCCACUGGAGCAGGGAGCUGGAGAAGGGCGAGCCGGUUGUCAUCAUGGCCGAGGGCAAGACAGAGGCAUGCGCUGUCGGGUUCCUGGUCGCGGGGACGAAGGAGGUCAAGGAUAAGGGAAAGGGGCCUGUGGUCGAGGAGGCGCAUUUCUUGGGUGAUGGCCUUUGGAGACUUGGAUCGGAAUAA